Messenger RNA from Symbiodinium natans, 612 nucleotides. The record is from the annotation of a GenBank genome assembly. NCBI's taxonomy places the organism in Eukaryota, Dinophyceae, Suessiales, Symbiodiniaceae.
AUGUGCCCUGGGAUUUCGAGCAACGCUGAUGUCCAGCUCUGGGACUGCCAAGCAGACUCCUCCACAAGCGACCAGUUCUGGAAGUGGAGAGAUGUGACGCUGUUCGAGGAAGGUGGCGAGCAGCGUGCUUUUGGCAGGCUGGAAAAUCGGGCCAGUGGCAAGUGCUUGGACGUGAUUGGCGAUGAUCCAAGUACAGAACCGCAGACAGGAGACAGAUUUGCCAUUUGGGACUGUGGUGAUGCAGGUGGAAACACCAAACAGCACUGGCACCUGCAUUCCAACGACUUCUUGUGGAAUUCUUUGCAUGGGUGCUUGGACAUCACGGGAAGCCCAGGAACAAGCAAUGGGGAUGUUGCCAGAACAGACAAUUGUGAGUUCAAUGAUCCGGCUGGGACGGAUCAAAGCUGGCAAAUGGAUCCUGUCCUCCCCACAUGCAGCGCCUUCAGCUGCCCGGCCGGUUACUUGCCCAAACCGGAUGUCGCCGGCGUAGCUGGCUCAACUCGGAAUGCUUGCUGCGACGUUGCCUGCAGUGCGUUUAGCUGCCCGUCAGACCACUUGCCCAAGCCUUAUGCGGCCAAAAAAUGCUGGUUCAAGCCCUGCUCUUUGCUGUGA